AUGGCGCGAUCAAAUUGGAUUCCGCCGACGCCUCCUGACCCGAAUACUCUUACAAAUCCCCCACCUUUCGCGCCCUUCCCACUCAAGCAGCUGCGUGCUGGCAAGGUCAAGAAAUUUGGCCCAUUUCAGUCCGCCAUUUUCAAGACACCCUUGUCAGGCCCUAUUGAGAUUACUAUGGGUGGCAUCAAGGGCGAUGAGCAUGCCUAUGAAGCUCACAGAAGCCCGGACAACGCUCUCCUCCAUUACUGCACCACACAUUACGAUGACUGGAAAAAGGAGCUGCCUGCGUCAGAAUCUCAUUUCAAGCCGGGCGCUUUUGGAGAAAACUUCUUCAACGACGAAGUCAGUGAGAAGACGCUUUGCAUUGGCGAUCGCAUCGCCAUUGGUGAGGUUGUCGUGGAGGUUACCGAGCCGCGAGGGCCAUGCUACAAGCUAAACCACCGGUUCGAAGUCAAAGACAUGGCGAAGAGAACGCAAACGCUGUUCAGAACAGGCUGGCUGUACCGCAUCAUCAAGCCUGGCUUCGUACAAGCUGGGGACAUGAUUCGACUGCUGGAACGCCCGUAUCCGGAGUGGACGAUUGCGAGAGUCAUGUACUAUUUGUUCAUCGACACAAAAGAUCUGGAAAUGAUGAAAGAAAUUGUGAAAAUCGGGCCAUUGAGCGCUGAUGUCAAGAAUAAGUUCCAAAAGCGACUGGCCACCGGCACGCCAGAAGAUCAGAACGGGAGAAUGUAUGGUGAAGAGUCGGACAAGAUGGACGCAUGGAACGAGUAUUGCCUCGUAGAAAAGAGACAGGAAACGAGCAGAGUCACAGCAUUCGUUUUCGAAGCCGUCGACGACAUUGCAAACCCAUCGCCAGUAGAGCCCGGCAGUCAUGUCCGACUCAAGCUAGGUGGGAAGCUCGUCCGUGCUUAUUCUGUCGUCGCCGGAGACUCAAGUCGUUUUGAACUCGGUAUCCAGCUUUCUCCAGAGAGUCGUGGAGGGUCUAAGUACAUCCACGAGCAAGCAAAGGUUGGCGACGUCCUGAUUGUGGGACGCUUUACCGCGAGUUUUCCCCUAGCGACUGACGCAGAUGAACAUGUUAUCAUCUCUGCAGGUAUUGGUAUCACGGCCUUCUUGCCCGCAUUCAAGUACCUGCAGCAGACGAACCAGAAGUUUCAUCUGCACUAUGCGCACACAGGAGAAGUGCCUUACGCAUCGCAGAUUGAUGCGCUUGGGUCCAACGCUACUAUCUACGACAAAACCCAAAGCCAAAGGCUGGACGUCGACAAGAUCAUCUCGCGCACGCAGGAUCGCUCGCACAUCUAUACUUGUGGUCCAGAACGUUUGAUGGACGAUGUCGGGAACACGGCAAAGAAAUACGGCGUUCCCGAAGCAUGCGUCCAUCUCGAGCAAUUCACGGUCACAACAUCCGGCGACCCAUUCACAGUCGAGCUGAAGGAAAGUAAAAAGACGCUAGAGGUUGGCGCCUCACAAUCGCUGCUCGAUGCAUUGAAGGCUAUCGGGAUGGACAUUGACAGUUCUUGCGAAGUCGGCAACUGCGGGACGUGUAAGGUUGCCGUCUGCUCUGGAAGAAUCGAGCAUAGAGGCACGGGGCUCAUGGAAGAUGAAAAAGCUGAUGCGAUGCUGAGCUGUGUCAGUAGAGGUGUCGGUACCAUUAUAUUGGAUCUGUAG
Parastagonospora nodorum SN15 is the source of this 1674-nucleotide messenger RNA. RefSeq lists its product as hypothetical. Gene Ontology annotation, molecular function: 2 iron, 2 sulfur cluster binding; pyridoxal phosphate binding; oxidoreductase activity. Bases 1 to 1674 code for a protein of 557 amino acids. The record is from RefSeq and is a predicted model, not a curated record. NCBI's taxonomy places the organism in Eukaryota, Fungi, Ascomycota, Dothideomycetes, Pleosporales, Phaeosphaeriaceae. The transcript has a single exon.